Molecule: messenger RNA, 1290 nt
Organism: Podospora anserina S mat+
Lineage: Eukaryota; Fungi; Ascomycota; Sordariomycetes; Sordariales; Podosporaceae
Exons: 1
Coding region: 1-1290 (429 amino acids)
Biological process (GO): mitochondrion organization
Cellular component (GO): SAM complex
Source: RefSeq, a predicted model, not a curated record
AUGGCCCUCCAGCUUUACGUCUGGGGCCCUGCCUUCGGGCUGCCGUCCAUCGAUGCAGAGUGUAUCGCCGCCAUCGCUUAUCUCGCUCAGACCACAAGUAAAGCCGAUUACCAACUCAUACAAUCCAGCCCCUCAGCUGUACCAACCCGUAUGUUUGGCCCUGCCAUUCCCUCUUUUCUAGAAGCUAUAACUAACUCACACAAACAAACAGACCACCUCCCCGCCCUCCACGACCCAUCCACCCGAACUUGGAUAUCAGGCUACACCUCCAUCCUCCGCCACCUCCAAACCCACCCCCCACCCUCCUUCCACGAUGCCACCUUCCCACCCCCAACACCCACCAUCCAAGCCGACAGCAAAGCCUACACUACAUUCCUAUCCGCCAACGCAACCCCCCUCAUAGCCCUCUACCUCUACGUCUCCUCCGCCAACUGGGCAGCGAGCACCCGCCCAGCCUACAGCAAGAUCCUGCCUAUGCCGCUGCCAUGGACAGAACCAGCCCAGCUCCGACAGACAAUGUCUGCCCGGGCGGAACACCUAGGCAUGUCAUCGCUUGACACGGACGUCGAGACGGAAAAGGAAGAACAAGAAGCUGCUGCUGCGAGGAGGGCGGGGUGGAUAUCCAUCCCGGCUAGUUUGACGAGGGGGCCGAGUACGGUUGGGGAGGUUAUGACGCCGGAGGAGAAGAGGAGAAUUAAGUUGGAGGGGUUGGCCAAGGAUGUGCUGGAUGUUAUUGGGGAGGUUGAGUGGGCCAAGUUGACGAUGGGGGCGAGGUGUGCUGUGUUGGGGUGGGUUAGUUUGAUGAUUGUUGAUGAGGGGGUGCCGAGGAGGUGGUUGGCGGAGGUGACAAGGCAAAAGUAUACGGGGCUGGUUGAGUUUGUGGAAGACUGUGGGAGGGAGACUUUUGGUCCUGGGCCAAGAGGAUGGGAGAGUUUGCCUUGGGUCGACGAGGGGACGGAGGCACAUGGUUUAGGGCUCAAGCUUUACCAGAGACUUGGGCAUGGAGUUAUGUAUGAAGUGCCAUGGAUCGGAGAGGUGUGGAGAAGGUGGUGGGCUGAAAAGAGGAGGAAACAAGUGCUGGAAUACAAAGGCGUCAAACAGGGGCCUAGUCGGGACAGACUUGUCUUCGCAGGACUUGGGAUAACAGCUCUCACAAUGGGCGCUGUCUGGUAUUGGCAGACCUUGCCCCGAUUCGGAGCCUUGGUACAACGAUGGGAUCAGCCUGCUCUCGCAGUAGGUGGCUUGGGUGCCGCUGGGGCGUUUCUCUCAAGCAUGUUUGAUGAACUAUGA